Messenger RNA from Cajanus cajan (pigeon pea), 2197 nucleotides. RefSeq names its product RING/U-box superfamily protein. Gene Ontology annotation, cellular component: cytoplasm. The record is from RefSeq and is a predicted model, not a curated record. Gene Ontology annotation, molecular function: ubiquitin protein ligase activity. Lineage: Eukaryota; Viridiplantae; Streptophyta; Magnoliopsida; Fabales; Fabaceae. Gene Ontology annotation, biological process: protein ubiquitination.
GAAAAAGAAAGAAACGUCGUCGUUUGAUUUGGUGCGUGUUGACGAGGGGCAGAGUCGCCGGCUGAGGAUUUGAUAGAAAGGAAAGAAAAAGAUUUCUUCUUCUUCUUCGACUCAUUCAAAUCCAAAUCCAAACCCAAUUUUCUCACUUCAAAUUUCACAUCUUUUUUUGCUUUCUUCGCCGAUCCCACUCUCUGCUUCUUCGCGUCGCCGUUACUCGCUCUCUCAGAUGGCUGCAAAUUCUGGGAAUAUAUCAUUUGCAUCGUCUCAGUCUAGUUCACAGGUUCAUGGGGACACUGAUUCUGCCCAGGUUGCAGUGUGUUCUCAUUGCCAAAAGGCCCUAUCACCUGAUAAUGAAAUGGCAAGUGAUCUUGCUAGCAGUGGUGUGUGUGGUGAUUGUAAAUUUUUGUUACUUGAAGAUUAUGGGAGUCAUACAGUUAGCCAAAGCUCACGGAGGAGGCUUAGAGGAAGAUUUAGACACAACAGUUCUGAAUCCGUGGAGAAUAAUUUAUCACAACUGAUCCCCCAUAUGGUUAAUACUGUGAGGCAACAUCAAUCACCUGCAUAUGGGGAGGAUGAUCAACUUGUAGAUGGUGAUGCCUCUGCUUGGUCAGUGCAAUUUCCUAGUACACAUACUACCCCUAGUGGGUCUAGAAGGUGGAGGCAGGUUCUCUCUGACACUGACAGUGAUGGUUUUGAUAAUUGGAAUUCUCUUUAUGGUGACAAUGAAUCAAUUGCUAGUUUUAGACGCUACAGGGUUGGUGAGACUGAUUCUUUCUCUCACAGUGCUUAUGGAGGUGACUCUGAUAUCUCUGUGGAUGCACGUAGUUUUGUAGGCACUGGAAUCUUUAAUUUACCAGAUGAAAGAGAUGAGUUUGAUAGUGACACUGACAUAGAUCCUAUGCAUGCUGGCCUAAGCCAAUGGAUUACAGAUGAAGAGGAUGAGGAUGAAGAUGAAGACGAAGAUGACGAAGAUGAAGACGAGGAUGAGGACGAGGAUGAAGAUGAAGAUGAAGAUGGAGAGGAGGCAGAAGAGGAGGAUAGAGAAUGGGAAUUAGCUGAGACUGAGGAAGCUGAAGCCACAGCCCGCCUUCCAAUUUUUUUCACCUCAAGUCCACGUGAGGACAGGGAUCAAAUUCAUUGGCAACAAAGGUUUAAUUCAACUGAAUCUGAGGGAAUGUUCAGCCAGAUAAUCAGGGAUACCUGGCAUGCUUUGGAGGAUGUUGAUUUACCUCAUAGAGCAAACUUUGGGGAUUAUCUUGAUGUUAGACGUUUUGAAGAUCUGCUUGAGCAUCUUGCUGAGAAUGACAGCUCAAGACGAGGAGCACCUCCUGCUUCUGUGUCUUUUGUGAAUAAUCUGCCGCAUGUAGUCAUUGGCAAGGAACAUGAGAAACAUGGUGAACUAGUUUGUGCCAUUUGCAAGGAUGUCUUGGCACUUGGCACUGAAGUAAGUCAGCUUCCCUGCUCUCACCUUUAUCACAUUAAUUGCAUUUUGCCAUGGUUGAGUGCACGAAAUUCAUGCCCUCUUUGUCGUUAUGAGCUUCCAACUGAUGAUAAAGAUUAUGAAGAGGGAAAGCAGAACAUUGAUGCUAGAAAUGUGAUCCAUGAGAGGCAGCAAAUAGAAGUAACGGAUGAUAGCUCCUCCGAUGUUUCUGAUGGAGGCGAUGUGAAUGAAGAGGAUGAUACUAGUCAAGGUGGUAUAAGGCAGAGAGUUGUGAGCUCAGGUUCUACUGCGAAUUCCUCUGCAACAAGAAGUGGUAGAGGAAGAUGGUUUUUUCUUGCUGCAGCUCCAAUUGUCGGUCUAGUGGGCAUUGUUCUUGUCUUGUGGUUAGGUAAUAACUCUCAGAUUGAAGGGAGUAGACAUCUGGGUGGUCACUAUUUGGCUGGGCAAAAUCAGCAUGCUGUUCAUGCUUAUGCCUCUUCAAACCAGAGGGAGAGUAGAAGCAGAAGAUGGUGGUGCCCAUUUUAAGUGCCUCUCUAAAUGUUUAUCAAUAAUGCCUCAUCAUGGCCACUUGGGGUGAAAUUUUUAUCUGACUCAUGGCGUGCCUUGUGUCUUCACUAAUUUAAGAAGACAUGUAUAGAUUUUAGUUUGUAAUGCCUUGUCUGUUUUGUUUUCUUUCUUUUCUAGUUUGUGUUUCAAGAACCCAAUGUAUGAAUAUUUGAUAAUCUAUCGAUACUGUUUUACCGUGUUAGACCGAAA